Dermacentor silvarum is the source of this 4898-nucleotide messenger RNA. RefSeq lists its product as uncharacterized. Gene Ontology annotation, biological process: SMAD protein signal transduction. Gene Ontology annotation, molecular function: growth factor activity; cytokine activity. Gene Ontology annotation, cellular component: extracellular region. The record is from RefSeq and is a predicted model, not a curated record. Bases 320 to 1846 code for a protein of 508 amino acids. NCBI's taxonomy places the organism in Eukaryota, Metazoa, Arthropoda, Arachnida, Ixodida, Ixodidae. The transcript is spliced from 8 exons.
GAGGGGGGGCCUGCGCCCCUAUAAGAAGCGGCGCCCGGCCCCUUGCAGAGACUGAUCGUGGCACGCUGUCUACCUGCCCGGAUAGCCUGGUCAGGUCUAAUAGUUUAGCAGAGUCUAAGCCCGCUGUGCUGAGCACGUUCGUCGUCCCCGGCUCCCGCCACAGGUUAAAGGUUAGGGGCUUGUCGCUCCAGCAGGCCGGGCCAAUCUUGUCGAGCGGUGCUGAACUUGAGCCCACGACUUCUUAAGACGCGCACCUUCCAGAGGGUCCCGGAGACCUGCCCCUUCCUGCGUGAUUCCCGAGGAGAGGGUGAAAGAGAAGAUGAGGACGUCCCGAAGGUCGCCUCACGGUGGCGGUCAUCUCUCGGCGGCGCUGCUCCUGGUGGUCGCGUGGGCGGGUUCGGCCAACGCCGACGCCGCCACCACGGGUUGCGGAAACGAGUCGACGUCCGCACCAGCGCUGCAGCUGCUAUCGCCGACUCCGCUGCUGAGACCCAACGCGUCGGCGGCCGAGGUUCUGCAGCGCAGGGCGGACGAGCUGUCCAACGCCGUGUCCAACACCAGCUUCGCCGAGUCCCGGAGCAACGUGACUGUCUACGAGAUACGGCACAGGAAGAAGCAGCAGCAGCUGAUGCUGAUCCGGGCCCAGAUCCUGCACCGGCUGGGCAUCCGCAACCCGCCGGCCAACGGGUCGCUCAGCGCCGCGCCUCUCAACAACAGCACGCUGCGCCUGGUCGAGGAGAUCGUGCGCAGCCCGCCGCCCAGCGUCCAGGACAUCACCACGGCGCGCACCAUCUACUCGGAGCGCAUACAGAGCUUCUACCCGUCCUGCUUGACUCCCAACCAGACAGACCCGUCGGCCUGGAAUAGGCCGGGCCACCUACGGCUGCACUACGACGUGAGCUUUCCCCGCUCGUCUUCGGGCACCGAGAUCUCGCUGGUGUCGGCCAAGCUGCGCCUCUACCGCACCGGUGCCGGGAUCGCGGGUGGGGCGAGCGGCUCGGCGGCUGCGCAAAACCUGCUCGACGCCCCGGCGGCCGCCGUCACGGUGUCCGUGUUCCAGUACCUCAGGCCCCUCAAGACGGGAAGGCCCGAGAAGAAAGAGCUGAUCGCCAGCCGGACGCUCUCUUCUGGCCGGCGUGGCUGGGAGGAGUUCAACGUGGAGUCUGCAGUGAGCCGUUGGCAUCGGCUGCGCAACAAGAACUACGGCCUCGACAUCGAGGUGGCCGACGCUCGCGGAAAGAAGCUGUUGCCUGGGCGCUACUUCCGCAACAUGAGCUGCGCUCAGACGGAAGCGGGCCAGCAGGAGUCCCCGUUCCCUAACAUCAUGCGCCUGCAUCCGGGACUGCGGGACAACGAGUCAUCACUGCUGGACAACGAGACGUACCCUACGCUAGACCUGCAAGUGGUGGAGGUGCUCCGCCACGACUCCGGGGCCGUUGGACCUGGAAGCGAUUCGCCGCAGUUCGUUGGGGCCGACCACGCCGUCAGGCCCCACCGACGACGCCGGCGCAACGUUCAGGGUGCGGCGAUGGCUGAUGGCGACCACAGGACGCACAGCGCAUGCACAGCUCGUCAUAUCGAUGUUACGUUUGCAGACCUGGGCCUGGACAACGUGCUGUACCCGGAGGGGUUCACGUACUCGUACUGCCACGGCGCGUGUCACUGUCACGGCGGUCGCAAGCGCCGCGGAAAAGGAAGCAGGCGCCCCUGCGUCAGAGCGGUAUCCACCUGCAACUGGGCGACCUACGUUCCGCUGAACUUGACGUAUCUGAACGAAGACAGCGUCAUGACGGCCACCAUCGACAACCUGGUGGCCAGCGACUGCCGGUGUUCCACCCGCCGGUGAUGGGCACACAGUGUUGUGACGGCAUUCUUUGGGCGGUUCCCGGCUGAUCUCUGCGCACGCGUUCCCACGCGUACGUCGCGCUGCGGUCACUGAAAAAGGUCCGCUAGUGAGGCACCUCCGAUCGGCUUCCAAACCACGGAAAACGUCAGCGCGCGGCCUGUGACGUAAGUUAACGUUUGCUCGUGUGCAUACUAGGCCGCGCGCGCUCGUCGACAUACUGAAGACCUUUUCCAGUGACCCUAGUGUGACGCUCUAUAUAUAGUCUUGUGAACCAGGCCUAGUGAUGCUCGGGGAAUAUUUUCUGCGGAUACCGAUUCUCGCGAUUUUCUUUGGGUAACAGCCGAAGCUUGAAGCCGAAAGCCGCUGCGCCCUGCCGCGAGUACGCGAAUUCGCGUCGAGCUUGGGUUGCAGCCUAAGAAAACAACUAAGCGGUGGCCCGGCGCUGACCGCAACUGUCCGUUGGAAGCCUACAGACGCCUUCGUAGCCAGACGCUAGCUUCGGUCGGUUUCGCAAUUGCUGUCCGCCGCGAUAAGCAUAUAUUACCCAGAGAUCAGUGCUGCCCUCGUCCUUUACGGAACCGCUCACGGCCGUCGGCACCGUCGUCUGCGAUGAAUAAGAUCCGGUUGAAAGAGAUUUCCUCAAAAAGACAUGCUUAGGAAUUAACUCAGUCUUCGAGCACUAAUGCUCAGAAACUGCUCUUGCUGCAAUAUUGGUUCGGGUGAUGCAUUACUGUUAGUGUGAAGCUUCACCCACUGCAGCCUGUUCAAGUGCAAAAGGAGUAUCAGGGGGCGCAUAAUGCCUUGAUGCUUGCUGAACGUUACAUGUUCAAGUAAAAUUCAGGAACGUGAAAGGAAUACUUCAAGGAGACCUGCGCUUUGGCUCUUUGACUGAUUGGUAUCAGAUUUCAAAUUGAUUUUAUGAAUUACCAUAGGAAUUUAUAAAAUGGAAUUUAAAGCUCUUGCUUUAAUAAAUAAUGGCAAUUAGCACGUUUAACAUUGCAAUGUGAAGUGUUUGAUUGCAUAAAGUGAGUUGUCAGCAUACUAAUUGCUAGUCCAAACAUGACAACACACCUGGUUGUCUAGAAACAUGUAGACAACAUGGCAUCCUCUCAGUCAUACCAUUUUCGAGGCCAUGCCCCUUGGAUCAUUUCAGUGAACUCAAGGCUGUACAAAACCCUUUAAAGCAUCAUUAUGGUUGUGCUGUCAGAUGCUGAUGUUGCACUCAAUGUCAGAAAAGGAAUACUAGCGGAAAUGCAAGACGCAGCUAUACAUUGCAUUCGGAGUACGCAGUCCCCGGCAUGGUAUAACACACAGUUGCAAUGCCCGAUAUGGCAACUAUUGCACUGGCACACUGAACACACAGAAUAUCAUGGCCUGUACACCACUGAUGAGGUAUGAGAAAACAUGUGUUCCCUUUCAAUCACUGCUGUGAUAGGAAGGAAGCAGAGACUGAGCAAGUUCCUGCGCACCGACUCACUCGGUGCGCUAAUGAACACAAGGAGACGGGUAAUCUUUUGUUGCUUCGCGAGAAGUUCUCGCUGGCUUUUUAGAUGGUCUUUCUUCUUAGUGGCAUGAUACUCUUGCAGUUCAUUUCAUAUUUUUGUCAUGAUUAAAUGCCAGCAACCACCACACCAUUUUUGAAAUUGUGUUUCUGCCAUUAUUGUCCCUGUAAACACUAGAUCCUUUGCAUGUUUUAUUGUGUAGUGUGUAUACAUGCCCCUGUAAAUAGCCACCUGUGUCUUUAAGCUUACCUUCAAGCCAUGUGAAAUGCCAUUUCAACACAAACUGUAGUCACUGAUAGUGCAUUGAGUGAACACAACCAAUGAGUGAACAAAACUUAGCAAAAAAUGUUAUGAUUUCAGGUUAUGAUUUCCUUUUUUCAGUGGUAAACAAAAAAAACAAAACUGCGCAACAUUAACAGGGUCACUUCGUGCAAGAUUUUGCACUUGUUUUUUAUUAACAGAAUAUUGUACAUAUUGAUAACAAAUACUAAUAACUGACAUUAGGCCACUGUCGAUAUUUGCUCCAAUCAAUAACAUACGCAUACUGCAUCUGUUCAGUGUAUUCUCUCUUUAAUAAAUAGGCACCAUAUAUCAAUUGAAAUCAUGUUUAAAAUCAAUUCAGCCUUGCAUUUAUUUGAUAAGCACUAUACAGGCACAAUCAGCUGUCACCACUUGGCAAUAAUCGUAUGAAAAGUACAAACCAUAAAAAACAUUAGAUAACACAGUGGCAUGCUGUAAACUGUACCUCAAUUGACAUUUCACAAUAACAAUUUUUUGCACAUUGAAAAACAACAAACUGCUGAAAUGAACAAAUAAAGAUGGUGAUAGUAUACAUAAUGCCCUGUUAACAUGCAGACAGAGUGCUCUUUAUAACUUAUAUUUGCAAUUGCUAGGUCACUCAACUGAACAUGCAACUUUAUCAGUUAAGAAAACUUCAUGAAAUCAUAAGAACGAAGUACAAAUAUUGCAGUCACGUAUCCAAAAGCUCUUGAACCUCUUUACUGCUUCUAUUACUCAACUUGUUCUUCAUAAAGUCAUUAGCGAAGUGUUGAGAACACGGUCUGAUAUGUAAAUAUUUGUUUUUCAUUUAUUAAUGUGAGAUGAGCUUUCCCACUACUGAAGUUAAUAUAUGUCGACAGUUCUACAUGACAGCUUUGCCAAGCCAUUUUCACUGGUCACCAGCAAAAGUUGGUGCAAAGACUGUUAUUUCGUCUCAAGUUGUUCUGAACACAUAUCAGUGCUCAAGAACGUUGAAACAAUGCUUAGUUUCUUUGUAGGCCUUCUGAGAUGUCAAUCUGAAAGUAAAACACUAGACAUACUAAGCUUUGUAAACUGAAAAGUGAUAAUGCAAUUUUACAGUGCCCUCUUGUUAAAUGUGUUAUUUUUUGUGAGUUGUGAGUUGUUUUAUAUAAGCAGCAAAGCUUGUUGCCAUAGAUAUGACUUGUGCCCCCAGUUCUUAUAAUGCAUGGCUUGCUCUUGUAUAUAUGCGACUUAGAAUCAUGACCCCAUAUUUGUAAACGUUUCAAAAUAAACUGUUUUUCACAGCCUCA